Molecule: messenger RNA, 1988 nt
Organism: Anthonomus grandis grandis
Lineage: Eukaryota; Metazoa; Arthropoda; Insecta; Coleoptera; Curculionidae
Product: adenine phosphoribosyltransferase
Exons: 8
Coding region: 169-1860 (563 amino acids)
Biological process (GO): adenine salvage; AMP salvage; telomere maintenance via telomerase
Cellular component (GO): telomerase catalytic core complex; cytoplasm
Molecular function (GO): AMP binding; telomerase RNA binding; adenine phosphoribosyltransferase activity
Source: RefSeq, a predicted model, not a curated record
AUACAAUAACCCCACAUCAGAUUUUACCGCUUACCGCUAAAUUAUAAAAAAAAUAAAUUCUAACUUUUUCAAAUAUUAAAAGAAAAUAAAGUAAAACUAAUCAUAAAUUGCCGAGAAACAAUACAUGCCGGAAGGUACAUUUUAUUUCCUGUUCUUCAACUAUUCACGAUGGCAUUAACGAAACCACAAAACUGCUAUUUCCCAUUGAGUAUUCCAAGACACUUCGCAUUCACACCAGAAUCAGCCAAGAAAUUAAAAAAUACAUUGCUCAGUGAUCAAAGGUUGUCUGUCGAGAACUUCAAUAAAGGCCUGGAAGUAUGCAAGGAUUUAAACAUUAAAAAAAUCGAUUUGAUUACUGCCCAAUGUUACCGAAACUUAAGCAAUUUUAAACGAAAUUAUUCUCAUAAAACUCAUAUUGAAUCAUCAGAAAAAUUUGUCUUAACUGAGCUGUACAAAAUAAUUCCAAACAUUUAUUUUGGGUCUUCGAGAAAUAGGACUCAAUUUAAUAAAAUUGUCAAUAGGAUACUAACACAAAGUUAUGGAGAAUGUGUACAUUUAUCCUUUUUAAUUCAGGGUUUUAACUUGGAUUCUGUUCCUUGGCUUGAUUGUUAUCCCGAUUCAAUAAAGUCAACAAAAUUGAUGUCCACCAAUAUACUGCUGAUGCAGACAAUUGUAAAGCCUCUAAUUAAUUAUUGCUGGUAUUUCGAAAAGGAUAUUAGGACUACUGAGGCUUGGCUGGUACCUAGAAGUCAAAAUGAUUCUUUUUGUGACCAGAACCUUAAUUUAGCCAUUAGACAUGGGUUGCUAGAACAUGUAAAUGAUAUACAGAGUAAAGAUGUUUUGGGAAGGUUAUUAUUUACAAAAAAAGGACCAGAAGGUUUAGAUUAUAGACCAAUACUAUGUCAAAGUUAUAGAGGCAAAAAUAACUAUUUAAGGAAAAAAUUAGUUGCAGUUAUUAAUAGUUAUCAAAUAGGGAUUGAACAGGAUCUGUAUAAAAAAUGGGACAGUUUUGUGGAGUUUAAUUUAAAUAAAUCAGCCUAUUGUGGUCACCAAAAAACCUUUUAUGGAGUUAAAUUGGAUUUGCUUGAUGCAUUUGGCCUGGUAGAACUGGAACAACUGAAGAAUAUUAUAAGCAAUAUAAAUCCACAACUUUUAACCACAAAUGAUAAAAAAAGCUUAAAUAGGAUAAUUGAUAAACAGUAUGUCUUUGUGAGGGGCAAGAAAGUCUAUAGUUGGAAAAAAGGCUUACUCCAAGGCGCACAACUGUCCCCACUUCUUUGCGACUUAUAUUUAAGCCAUACAUACUACAAUUUUUUCAAACACUUCAAUCAACCACACUCAUUUAUGCAUCGCAAGAUGGACGACGUAUUCUUUGUGUCAACGAAUAAGAAUCAGGUGUUCGAAUUCGAAUCGCAGGCCAGUAAAGUUUGGCUUAUAAACGAAAAGAAAACUCAUCAAUACACCGUGCCAGAUAUCGACGAAUCCAAAAUAGUAUUUUGUGGGAAAAUAUUCGAUUUAGCUACUUUACAAACGAGCAGCGCUUUUGAAGGACAAAGCGGGGAGAAGGUGAAUGUUACAAAGAAAUUUAAAAUUUGGAAUUUCAAUAAGCAGUAUGACACUGGGGAGGUUUCUAAGUUUUUUAAGGAUUUUAUGAAAUUUGAGGCUCUUAACUUUUACUUCAGUGCCUUUGAGGUGAAUACGAAGUAUAACUACAUCGACACUGUGGUGAAAAACAUUUUUGACGGGAUGAUAUUCGCCGCGUUCAAACUGUUUACGGCCGUUGAAAGUGUCAAUUACUUGUUUAAGAAGAAAGAAGAGGCUGCAGUAAUUUAUGACGCCAUCCAUGAGAGAUGUAUUUAGUGUCCUGAGCAACCCUCCAAUUCACACCCUCCUUAAAGAACAACUAGUAAACGCAGCACGUAAUAUUCAACCCCCUAUAGAAUGCGUAGUAGGUUUAGACGCGAGGGGAUUUUUAUUUGGCCCCAUCA